Blepharisma stoltei is the source of this 3125-nucleotide messenger RNA. The record is from the annotation of a GenBank genome assembly. Lineage: Eukaryota; Ciliophora; Heterotrichea; Heterotrichida; Blepharismidae.
AUGGAUAGCGAUUAUGAAAACAUUGUUUCCGAAGGUAUUUAUAACUCAGGCGAUAUCCCAAAACUAUUGACAGACUACUCAAGCGCUGCUAUUUAUUUCAUUGAAAAAGAGGAAUUUGAAAAUGCCUUGAAUGCUAUAGAAAUAAAAUGGUGACGUUGACGAAAUAAGACUCCAAGGCGACACUUUCUGAUGAAGCGGUGGACAGGCGCGAUGGGUAGCGAAGUAAGCUCUUUGUGAGUUAAGCAGACCAUUUCUAUAUGGAGCCUGCCAAACAGGUGUUUAUUUCUCUGCCUAAGGUUUUCCUGCCCUGGGCUAGGCGGAUUUUGCCCACUACAUGAUCAAACCAUCCGGGUACCUCAAAGAUGAUGGCCCUGCCCUCGGAGCUAAUUCCUUGGACAGGUGGAUUAGGUUGGGAAUCCAAAAGGGUGGCAUUUAGGAGUCAAGAAGGUGACGACGACUGGCUUGUCAGCUUAUGGCCAGCAUAAUCGUUUAGUCUGAAUGCUCUCUCUCAAAGUGAAGAACUUUUAGAAGCGAUAACUACCCAAGGCGGCUUUGUAGAUCCAGAUUUUAUUUUACUGACAAUACACAACUCAGCGCUAUGUUUUCAAAAGUAACUGUUUAUUAGGCUCGGACUUCUUGAUGACUGCGCGUCAUAUCUAGAUGGCUGUCUUUACAAUAUAAAGUCGAAAUUCUUAGUGACCACUGACAAAAAUAAAUCAAAUACUCUUGCAAACAAGCUUAAAAAGGCAAAAUAUGAAUGUCGGGCCCAUAUACAGCUCUGUGCAGUUUUAUCGCAAUUAAAUAAGCAUGAAGCGGCUCUAAAUCAUGCAAAAUUGGCUGUUAAGAAAAGUCAUGCUAUAAUUAAUGACUGUUUGAAUGCAUGUAUAGAUCAUCUGCAAAGGCAUAGAAAAAUUAUCAGUUCGUCAAGGUUCAGGUCAAGAGUAUUAGAACAUCCACAAUAUAAACUAUUUGAAAGUCCCCAUUAUAAGAAUUUCCAUGACUCCGUCAUAAAGUCACUGCCGAUUUUGGAAUUUCUUGAUGAAAAAUUGAAGGAAAAAAACACAGGGAAAAAAAACAGCUCAAAACCUCCAAAAAUUGAGCUGAGAAAUGUGCUAGGGGUGCAUCAUCAUAAUGACUGAAUUUAUACGUAUAAUAUUGAAGAUGUGAUGAAUUUGCAUAAAAUUACGCUUUUUGACUUAAAAUCAAAUGAUAAGAGUAAAUGACUUUCAUUGUUUUAUAGAAAAAUUAGGAUUAUUAAUUAUUUAUUAAUGCAAUAAAUUUAAUUGAAAUAGAGUAUGGAAUCCAGUCUGAACUGACCAGAGAUUUAAUGUUUGAUAAAAUCUUUCUGCUUAUGGUCAGCCAUUUCUGCUUAGCCACAGAAAUAAGAUUUUUAGCUGGAGUCGAAAAAUCUCAAUUUAAAGGCAAAGAAGGUAAAAACUGGCACAAAAAAGCUAUUGAUCUAGCUAGACAUUUUAUUCCUCAUGAAUGCCCUUUAUAUAAUCACAUAAAAGCUUCAUUUGAAAAGAAUUAUAAAAAUGAUAUGGCAGCUACCAUAAUUAAAUAUGUCGUCUUUAUCUAGGUAUGGCCUCUCGGCCAUACAGCCUCAACACAUAUUUAAUUAUAUCCGGCAAGGUUUUUCUAGCCUUGAAAAGGGCAGCAAUGCUAUGGUAACCAAUUCUGCAGGUAGCAGAGCCUAGCCCAAGCCCAAUUCGAGACUAGUUUUUACCUCGAGGAAAAGGAGGGUCCAGAUUUGGAAAGGCAAGCCCAGCAGAGUCUACAGGGAAUACCUAGACCAAUCGGGCAACUGCCUAGCGUGAACUGGGCGCCACGUCCCAGGAUCUGGACUUAACCCUUUUGCCGAGGCUACCAGAAAUUCCAUUUUUUUGGAUUUCGGGAUGCCAACCUCGUAACCCACAGCCUCAGGAGGCCGCACAAACAAACCGUAGCCUGCCACUCAACACUGGAGCUUUUUACAAGAAGCAAGGAGGAGACCGGACAGAGGAAGGUCGCAAAGCGGGUGAAUCCCCCAGGGGAUCCUCGGUGAUUGCGUUAAAAUUAAGGGCACGAGCCCGUCUAUCUAAUAAGAUAAGAUCAGAUAUGGCAGCUACCAAAAAGUCCAUAAGAAGCAGCCGAAAAAUGGAUACAUCCUUUAGAAGUAAAAGAGCAAAAACUCCACAUAUAGCAGGCUUUGAUAGCAAUUCACAAAAACAAAGUAGACCCCGCUCAUCAUCAAAUAUGAGAAACUCAAAGCAAAGCACUGAAAAAAGAUUACAAAUUGGAAUUAUUCCUCAGGGCCCGUUACAACUUCCUCCAGAAGAAGAUUUGAAUAAUAUAUCAAACAUAAUCAUGACAGAGCCAACCCCAAAGCCUGAAAAAUACCAAAAAUUUGAUGAAUUUCAAGAUUUUAAGCAUAAGGAAAUUUCUUAUCCUGUUAAAUAUUCAGAAUUGUCAUCAAAGCUUACUAAAAUCACAAAUGAGAACUCCAUAAAGUCUGAGAGUGAAUCUAUUAAUCCUGAAGAAAUUAUUAUAUCUUCCUAUGAUUUAUAUGGAAUUUAUUCGGAUUCUGAUUAGAUCAGAAAUAAUGUAGCGAGCUCCUGGUAUUAUUUCAGCCUCUCCGUUCAAGGCUGGCUUCAAGUUCGGGUGCCCUAAACCACUGGCGUUACACCCUGCACUUUUUAUUGUCGACAUCAGUAGUCUCUCAGGGAGACUCGCUCGCCAUGCUGAGGUCUAGCCUGUGACAUUUGACUCCGUCAACCCCUGUUAGUGCUCAGAGUACGAGCGAAGCGUCUAAUGUAUCCUGCUGGACUACCUUACUCUUAGGUGCAUAAUUGAUUCCCAGAGGCAUAAGUUGGCUUUUCCUCUUGGGUUUGUCGUCUGUGAAUCGAGAAAAAUAGCCUACUUUAGGGUCCUAGCAAGCAAAACCCAGCCUGGGCUUCCUAAAAGCAUAGGAUCCGCUUAUCUGGAGCUGAGAUCAACUCACCAAUCACCCUGGACCUUACACACCUCACCAUCUUUUAAAAUUUUCGGAUUCUGAAGACUCUCAAAAAGAUUCGACAGGUGGAAAGAAUAAUGAAACUUCUGACGAAAUCGAAAGAAAUAAUAGUGGAACAGGCGGAGGUCAUUAA